Messenger RNA from Gambusia affinis (western mosquitofish), 1722 nucleotides. RefSeq names its product leucine-rich repeat, immunoglobulin-like and transmembrane domains 2 (gene lrit2). Gene Ontology annotation, molecular function: protein binding. The transcript is spliced from 3 exons. The record is from RefSeq and is a predicted model, not a curated record. Lineage: Eukaryota; Metazoa; Chordata; Actinopteri; Cyprinodontiformes; Poeciliidae. The coding region runs from base 1 to 1722 and encodes 573 amino acids.
AUGGACACAAUGAUUUACCUUCUGGUUGUAAUGUUAAUAAAAGCUGUACCAUGUAGAAGUUAUGCUCGAUGUUUAAGUGGGUGCAGCUGUAUUGAUGAUCGUCAUGGAAGGUCACUCAUAUGUAUGGAAGAAAGCGCCUUCGGGGCCAUUCCCGACAACCUUCCAGACGAUUUGAUCAAAAUACGGAUAGAAAAAUCCCACUUCACUGAAAUCCCGAGAGGAGCUUUUUCCAAAACACCCGCAGUGGAAAACCUGUGGCUGAACUUUAACGACAUCACAGUUAUAAACUCAAAAGGUCUGGAGGGUUUGCGGAACCUCACCGAGCUCCGUCUGCAGGGGAACAAGCUGCGAUCAGUACCAUGGACAGCGUUCGAGGACACACAGAACCUCAAGAUCCUGGACCUGAAGCACAACCAGUUGGACGUCCUCCCGGAGCACGCCCUCAAAUUUCUACCAGGGCUCACAUAUUUAGAUUUAUCCUUCAACCAGCUCACGGUCAUAUCGAAAGAAGUCUUCCAGAACUGGCCUCUUUACCAGAAAAUACAAAACGCAGAGGAGCGGGAUGUCACAGCGUCCAGGACGAACGUCGUCCUGGCGCUGCACGACAACGCCUGGCUUUGCGACUGCCGCCUGAAGGGCCUCGUGGAGUUCAUCACAUCUUUGAGUCCUCCGAUCAUACUGAUGAACUCUUACCUAACCUGCUCAGGGCCGGACUUUAGGGCGGGCAAGUUCUUCCACGAGAUCGAGCUGCAGGCGUGCACGAAACCAGUGGUCAGUACGCCGAAGGCGAACAUGAGCCUGCCUCUGGGAUCCAACCUCACCCUGCACUGCAACGCCAAGGCGAGGCCGGACCCUGCUGUGUGGUGGACAUAUGGUCUGAAGAUAAUCAGAGGAUUUCAUGAGUCCCAAGAAAGAGUUUCCGAUGACACCAUCAGAUCCCACCUGGUGAUUCCGUCCCUUAGUGCAGCAGACCGUGGGGUCUACACCUGCACUGCCUUGAACUUCAUUGGGAACUCCUCGGCGAGCGUCCUCCUGGAUGUCAUCUCUACUGACAGUUCCUCGUCAUCUCACGUUGCAGGCUUCCCAGCUGCAUCGGACGUUGCAGAUCAAAAUGUCUUCAUUGACAUUCGCAUUGCCAAGCAGACAGUGCGUGGCAUCUCAAUUGAGUGGUUCGCCGCACUAGAACGGCCCUCCGAGACAUGGUUUACCAUUCACUUUGGUCAAGCUGGUAAUGAUAAGAAAGAAAUGACCUACAUUGGGCCAGGUAUUCACUCCUACUCUAUCUCAGAUCUGAUACCUGCCACCAAAUACGAAAUCUGUGUAACUCUAAAGAACCAGAUGCCCCGACCAGGCCAGUGCAUUGUGUUUGUGACAGGAACUGACAUCACAGAGAUGGAACAGAGGGAGAAGCUAAUCCAUAUAGUGGUGAUAGUUUUAGCCAUGGUGCUGGCCGUGCCGAUAGGCAUGUACGUCUGCACCACUGACACUCGAAUUCCCUGCUAUGAGGUCAUCAUAGAGUCAUGGAAGAGACGGCAGAGAGAAAGCAACUCAUCUGGGAUGGAACGGGAGAGACAGGGCACUUUUGACAGCCUGCAGGCCGCCAGUGAUGAGGAGCUGGUCAAUAAAGAUUUCAAUGAAGACAGACAGGUGAGGAGGAGGUCUGAAGACAGAUUGCGUAAAGGCAAAGCUGAUCAGAGCAGACUGACCGCUGAACUAUAUUGA